Molecule: messenger RNA, 7371 nt
Organism: Paralichthys olivaceus (Japanese flounder)
Lineage: Eukaryota; Metazoa; Chordata; Actinopteri; Pleuronectiformes; Paralichthyidae
Gene: nrxn2a
Product: neurexin 2a
Source: RefSeq, a predicted model, not a curated record
AGGAGAGAGAGCAUCUUUGUCUGUGCGGAGCAGCAGCAGCAGCUUCCCUGUCCGCCGCCUCCUCCAUCGACACAUCUGAGCGAUAAGAAGACUAUUCUUUGUGAAGGCAAAGGUCGCACUGUUCCUCCGCCGCAUUCAUCUCUGGCAGCCGCUGGAUUUUUUUUCUCUCCUUCUUCUUCUUCCAUCCCUCUCUCCGCGUGUCUCUCUUUUCUCUCUGCCUGACUGGAAUAACCAAACCCCGUCAUCGCGGAGGCUCCGUCCAUGUGUUGGAUCGCUGGAUGCUGCACAGGAUGUUGAGAGGCUGAGGAGUAUUGGCGGCUGCAUCUAGGCUGCAUGCCUAGCUAGCCCAUGGAGAACUGACAGGAACAGUACUGGAUGGAGGCCAAGACAUUGGAUGGCGAAGACGAGGAAACACACAGUACUGUGGCUCACUUGUGUUAUUUGUUCUCUUUCUUAGCUGAUCCAAAGUAGAUGCAAAGUGUUCUGCGAUGUGCCUCCUUUGUUCACUCUGUCACGUACGGAGAGAUGGUAAAAAGAAUCAGGAUAGUCAUUCGAGGCUAAAGAAACAUGUGGGAUUUGCACUUGUAUUUCUGAAAAAUUGAAGGUGAUAACAAAAGAAGUAUAGACUCUAGAUAGCAGUUUUAUCCUCAGCUGUGUUGGAUCAGAGACAAUAAGGAAGCCAGAAGUUAUAGAUAGUAUUCAUCAUGGGCUGGGGUCAAGGCAAGGCUUCCUGGUUACUCUUGUUAGCUGGGUUGGUGCUUAGUGGAAUAGCUUUGGAGUAUGAAGGGGUUCCUGGUCAGUGGACACGCUACGGCCAGUGGGAUGCCAAGACAACAGGUGAGCUCAGCUUUAUUCUGAAAAGCAACGCCAGUAAAGCCCUGGUGCUCUAUCUGGAUGACGGAGGGAACUGCGACUUCCUGGAGCUCCUUAUUGCAGACGGGAGGCUCCAGGUGCGCUUCACCAUCCACUGUGCUGAACCAGCCUCCCUGCACACAGAGACACGCAUCAACGACCAGCGGUGGCACAGAGUCCUCCUCUCUCGCAAUUUCAGAGAGACCAGGCUGGUGGUGGACAACGAGGAGAAAGUGGCAGAGGUGAAGUCCAAGAGGAAAGAGAUGGUUGUGGCCAGCGACCUCUACGUGGGCGGGAUCCCGCCUGACGUGCGUCUCUCUGCACUGACGUCAAGCACAGUUAAAUAUGAGCCGCCGUUCCAGGGCCUUAUAGCCAAUUUGAAACUGGGAGAGGCGCUUCCACUGCUGCUGGACGGUCAAGCUGUUCAUAGUGAUUUGGAGUACAUAUGCGCAGCACACUCUCCCUGCAGCAACGGCCUGUGCUCCGUCAGCCAAGGAGAGGUCCUAUGUGACUGCAUCAAUACCAGCAGCAGGGGAAGGUACUGCCAUGAAGCAGCUGUCCAGAAAGAAGUGGAAGGUCUGGCGCACCUGAUGUUAAAUCGCCAAGUUUUUCGCCAAGGGCAGGAGGAGUCAGUGGCUACGUUUAAAGGCAAUGAGUUCUUCAGCUACAACCUGUCCCAGACACCCAUUCAGAGCAGUUUGGAUGAGAUCACGUUGUCCUUCCGCACCCUCCAGAGGAACGGCCUGCUGCUUCACACGGGGAAAUCCGCUGACUAUGUCAACCUGUCCCUGAGGAAUGGAGCUCUGUGGCUGGUCAUCAAUCUCGGCUCCGGUGCUUUUGAGGCCCUGGUGGAACCUGCCAGUGGAAAGUUUAAUGACAACGUCUGGCAUGAUGUUCGAGUGACACGCAACCUCCGCCAGGUGACGAUCUUGGUGGACGGCAUUCUCACCACCACGGGCUACACCCAGGAGGACUACACCAUGCUGGGCUCCGAUGAUCUCUUCUACAUAGGGGGCAGCCUAAACACAGCUGACCUGCCGGGCUCCCCAGUCAGCAACAACUUCAGGGGCUGUCUGAAAGACGUGGUCUACAAGAACAAUGAGUUUAGACUGGAACUGUCACAGCUGGCCGAACAGCAAGACCCCAGGAUCAGUAUCCAUGGUGACCUGAUAUUCAGCUGCGAGAACGUGGAGGCCCUGGAGCCGGUCACCUUUGACACGCCAUCUGCCUACUUGACAUUGCCCAGGUGGAACACGAAGAAGACGGGCGCCAUAUCUUUCGACUUCCGCACCACAGAGCUCAGCGGCCUGUUGCUGUUCAGUCACGGCAGCCUGCAGGGAACACAGCCCAACAAGAAGCCCAGGGCCGACUUCUUCGCCAUAGAGCUGCUGGAUGGAUUUCUCUACCUGGUCAUGGAUAUGGGCUCUGGCAGCAUCAAGAUGAAAGCCAGUAACGUGAGGCUCAGCGGUGGCGAGUGGUGCCAUGUGGAGUUCCACAGGAAAGGGCGCAACGGCUUUAUCUCCGUGAACAGCCAGAGCAUCCCCUUCUCCACUAAUGAAGGCAGUGAGAUCCUCGACCUAGAUGGGGACAUGUAUCUUGGAGGAUUACCUGAGGAUCGCCAAGCUCUCAUGCUGCCCCCUGAGGUGUGGACAGCCUCCCUCGGCCUUGGCUACGUGGGCUGCGUGAGGGACCUCUUCAUUGACGGACAGAGCCGCAACCUGUGGAGGCUGGCGGAGGUUCAGAGCGCCACAGGUGUCAGCAGCUUCUGCACUAGAGAGACUCACAUGCGGUGUGCCAAAGACACGUGUGCCAACGGCGGACACUGCAGAGAAGGCUGGAACCGCCACAUUUGCGACUGCAAUGGGACUGGGUAUCUCGGUCUGAGCUGUGAUAAGGAAGCCACCACGGUGAGCUAUGACGGCAGCAUGUAUCUGAAGGUGGUGCUGCCAAGGACGCUGCACACGGAGGCCGAGGACGUGUCCCUGCGCUUUAUGUCCCAGAGGGCCUUUGGGUUGCUGAUGGCCACCACGUCUCAGCAGUCAGCGGACACGCUGCGUUUGGAGCUGGACGGAGGCAGAGUCAAACUCACUGUGAACCUGGAUUGUAUCAGGAUAGACUGUAAUCUCAGCAAAGGACCUGAGGUGCUCCUGGUUGGCGAGAAACUGAACGACAACGAGUGGCACGCAGUCAAGGUGGCGCGGCGCGGGAAGAAUUUGCAGCUCUCUGUGGACAAUGUGACCGUGGAAGGCCACAUGACAGGCGCCCACACUCGCUUGGAGUUCAACAGUAUCGAGACAGGGAUCAUGUCAGAGCGGCGUUUCAUCUCCGUGGUGCCCUCCAACUUCAUUGGCCAUCUGCAGGCUCUCUCCUUCAACGGGAUGCUGUACCUGGACCAGUGCAAGAACGGAGACAUCUCCUUCUGCGAGCUGAAUGCUCGAUUCGGCAUGAGGCACAUUGUGGCCAAUCCUGUAACCUUUGUAACCCAAGCCAGCUACCUGGCCUUCUCUACGUUGCAGGCCUAUGCUUCCAUGCAUCUUUUCUUCCAGUUCAAGACCGCCAGUCCUGACGGCCUCAUCCUCUACAACACUGGAGAUGGCAGUGACUUCAUCAUGGUGGAGAUAGUCAAAGGGUACAUUCAUUAUGUUUUUGACUUGGGAAAUGGGCCGUCACUAAUGAAGGGAAACUCUGACAAGCCUCUCAACGACAACCAGUGGCACAAUGUGGUAAUCUCUCGCGACAACAACAAUAUGCACAUCCUGAAGAUUGAUGCUCGCACUGUCACACAACACACCAACGGAGCACGCAACCUGGAUUUAAAAGGGGAGCUGUACAUUGGUGGUCUUGGGAAGAGCAUGUACAGCAGCCUGCCUCGGUUGAUAGCAUCACGGGAAGGAUACAAGGGUUGCCUGGCGUCUGUGGACUUGAACGGAAGACUCCCUGACCUGCUGGCAGACGCCCUCUACAAGGUGGGGGAGGUGGAGCGCGGCUGCGGAGGUCCCAGCACCACCUGCACAGAGGACUCCUGCCACCACCAGGGAGUGUGUCUGCAGCUGUGGGAGGGCUUCUCCUGCGACUGCACCAUGACCACCUAUGGGGGGCCAUUCUGCAGUGACCCUGGGACCACGUAUAUCUUUGGGAAAGGGGGCGCUCUCAUCACUUUCACCUGGGCUCCCAAUGAGCGGCCGAGCACCCGAGCCGACCGGUUGGCUGUGGGCUUCAGCUCCCAGCAGAAGGACGCCAUCUUAGUGCGAGUGGAGAGCACCCAUGGGCUCGGAGACUAUCUUCAGCUGCAUAUAGAUCAAGGGAAAAUCGGUGUCAUCUUCAAUGUGGGGACAGAUGACAUCACCAUCGACGAGCCUGCUGUCAUAGUAAAUGACGGCAAGUACCAUGUUGUACGCUUCACACGCAGUGGUGGCAAUGCCACUCUCCAGGUGGACAACCAUCCAGUCAUUGAGCGUUAUCCGCCAGGACACUAUGAUAAUGAACGACUGGCUAUUGCUAGACAAAGAAUCCCAUACAGACUUGGUCGGGUAGUUGACGAAUGGCUACUCGAUAAAGGGAGACAGUUGACCAUCUUUAACAGCCAGGCGGCCAUUAAAAUUGGCGGCCACGACAAGGGUCGGCCCUUCCAGGGUCAGAUUUCAGGGCUGUAUUACAACGGUCUCCAGGUGCUCAAACUGGCAGCAGAAAAUGAUCCAAGCAUUCAGGUGGAGGGGAACCUGCGUCUUGUCGGGGACUCACUCUCUGUGCUGACCACUGACACAACGUCUGCCACCCCGCUGGCAGUCUCCGAUAUGUCCACCACCAUCAUGGAAACCACCACCACUAUGGCCACCACUACCACCCGCAGGCAGCGAUCACCCAGCUUGAGGGAGAGCAUCUCAAAGCCGCAGAACUCUGAUGAUAUUUUGGUGGCUUCAGCAGAGUGUCCUAGUGACGAUGAGGACCUGGAGGAGUGUGAACCAGGAACAGGAGGUGAAUUAGUGUUGCCUAUUAUAACAGUGGAUUCCCUUGAGCCCCCAUCCAUCGCCACCCGUUACCCUGUCAUCCCUCCUCCCCCUACCCUCCUCUCCCCACUUGAAACCACCAAAGAGUCCCUGAUACUCCCUCCUCAUCCCUCCUGCCCCCCGGACCAGGAGGACUGUGGUGACCCUGUGGAGGUCUCGGCCUUCGGCUCUGGGGAGAUGACGGAAUCUGAUGACGAGGACUUUUACAAUAAUAACUCCCCCAUGGUCACUGACAGGACAGUCCUUCCUCCACCUCCCGCCGCCGGUGAGGGUGGAGUCCAGAAACCCCGCCCCCUACCUCCUUAUGUUCCUACCACCAACCCUGACCAGCUCCACAUCCCCGCAGGCAAAAUGAACACCCGUGACCAGGUGCUUCUGCCCCCUGCUCCUCCAUCCUCCCGAAACACACCAGGACUAACUUACCCCCCCAAUUUUCCCCAUGUGCCCACAGCCAACCCCACAGUCUCUGAUGAAAAGAGCCAACCCGGUGCCGUGGAGGUGAUCAGGGAGUCCAGUAGCACCACGGGGAUGGUGGUGGGUAUCGUGGCUGCUGCUGCUCUCUGCAUUCUUAUCCUCCUCUAUGCCAUGUACAAGUACCGCAACCGGGAUGAGGGCUCCUACCAGACGGACCAGAGCCACAAUUUUGCCAACAAUUCCACUGUGGAGGGCAAUGGAGCAGUGGUCAAAGACAAAAGCACAGCAACGGCCUCUGUGGCCAAGGCAAUCACAAAGGGCAAAAAGAACAAAGACAAAGAAUACUACGUCUGAGAGUGCAGAGGAGGGGGAGUAGUUUGGACUGAGACAAGAGGAUGAGAGAGAGUGCUUUUGUUUCGCUCCCCGAUUUUGUCAGGUCGACCAUCAGUGAAAUUUCACGGGCCACAAAAAAACAGCUGCAGCCUAUUAGCGAUGAAAUCUUUGUCCACAAUAUGAGAUCUGACUCAUCCUCUGUGUCACAAGGUGUGCUCCAGUCUGCAUUCACAGAUUCUUUGUUAGUGUAUCAUUUUUUUUAUGUUUUUAACAAGCUGGAAGAAGCAUAUCCACUUUGGCUUUGUAUAUAGCAUGGAUAUGGUUCAGUGGAGAAAGUGCUGAGAACAAGACAGGUUUGCCUCAGUGUUUUCUUUGUUCUUUGUAAUGCUCUAUCUCAACAAGUCUCAAUGUCCCCAUUAUGAUAUAUGAGGCAAAACAGGCCAAUUAUUGAGUUUUUAUGGUAGAUGAGCAGAGAGAACCCCAGGAUUUCUGACUACAGUACAAAAGAAAACCUUUAUUUGGAUAAGACAUCAUCUCUGCAGCCUCCAUCUUAUGUUAUGUGUCUUUUAAAACUCCCCAGUCGCCCUGCCUCCGAGAUGGUAUUAUGUUGCCAGUGCAGUAUCAUAAAUGAAGCAUGAUGUCAAGCGCUCUAGUAAAAAAAUUACCGCAAAUUUAAAUGAAUUAUUAAAUCACUCAACACAUUCCUGUCAGUGAAGCAUAUAUCAUAAUGGAUCCGAUUUUUUUUAUGUGAGACAUCACAGUCAUUGAGCCAUGUCAUUCCAAGUAGGGAUUAUUGUGAACAAGUCAGACUACACCAGUGAAGGUAUUUCUCUGUAAACAUUGUUUGUAUGUACAUAUAGAGGCUGGCGGAUUGAAAAAGGAUUGUGUACGCAGGGGGAGUAGGUAUGGAUAGGAAAAACGACUUGAUAUCCUCGACCACCCCCCUUCAACAACUUUCACAGCAACAUCUAAAACCGCUGCAGCCCAAAAAAAAAAAAAAAAAAACUUCACAGGAGUUUCUGGGAACACAGAAUCACGUUUUGAGGAAGAUUUUCUCAUCGCUUCCUGGAAAGGAAGAACCAACCCUCCACAACAGUCUGGCUCACUCUUGAUCUUCUCCUUUCCUCGAAACUGUCAUGGGAAAAUUCAAAAAGCACACAUGAAAUGUAAACAUAUCUCUGAGACAUAGAUAUUCCUUGUAAAGCAGCCAAAACUGUAUUGUUUUUUUUAUUCUAUCAGUUACUAAAAGACUAUUCUAUGAGAUGACUAAUUGAAGGUUUGUGAAUUGUAUUGAUAUUUCUCUGAUAUUUCGAUGUAUCUUGUUACCACUCUUCUUAAAAAUGUUACAUUUUAGAUUGCCUUUUACUUCAAUCCAGAGAAGAAGCACACUUAACUCUGAUAGCUGCAAAUAUAUCUUUGUGUUUGCAUUAUUUACAGUUUGGAUUAUGCAGAGACAACACAAGGACGGAACAAAUUGUUUGAUUUCGUUGCAUUGUGCAUUUUAUAUGUGCUGAAUCUGUUACUCAAUGGAUCUGAUAAUAUAAAGCCAUUUUCUCUGUUGAGUUAUGUCUACAUUUACUUAUUCAUGCUGUGAUUUCCUGUUCUUCUUUUUUUUUUUAUGAAAGUGCCAUUCAGCGUGAGCUGCUCAGCGCUCAGAAAAUAUACCAUUCCUCACUCAUUGCUAUUGUAUAGUGUUCAUGUGAAAUUGAUCUUAAUAUGUGUACAGAACGUGGAGAUGAAAAUACACUUGAUUAUAUACUUUGUA